AAAAUUACGAAGAAACAAUUGUUUAACAAAGCAAGGUUUUAUCUCGUUUGUCGUGGAAUAAAAGAAAAUAAUUUUUUUAGUUUGACUGGAGAGUCGGAGGAUCGGAGGACGGUGUUUGUUUGUGGAUGAUUUUGACGGCAAAGCACUGCGGCGGAAGAAGAGCCAUGGACGGUAUGGAAAUGGCGGAGUCGACGUCGAUGCCUCCUCUGACGGCAAUCGUUGAGGCGUUUGAGGAGUUGGGCAAGUUCCUCCAAUCCCAUUCCCAUAAGUCCCAACAAAAACAACAGCAAACGCUGCGUUUGGAUACCUUCUGCCAGGCUUCCACUCUCGUCUCCAUCCUCUUCAGCUGCCUUGGCCUCGCUUUCAAGUUCGCCGAGAUGGAGUACAUCUCCAAGGUUGAAGAUCUUGUGGAGGCGUCAAAGACUUACGACACAUUAGAAAGUCUUCUGGAUUUUGAUGUUGCUAAUGACACGGUAAAAUCUCCGGGAAGCCAUUCCCGUAAUCUGCGCCGUGUCCGGCAGGGUCUCGACCUCGUCAGAGCUCUGUUCGAACAAUUCUUGUCUACCGAUGAUUACUCUUUAAGGGAAGCAGCUUCCACAGCUUAUGCCAAUGUUUGUGCGCCAUACCACAGUUGGACAAUCAGAACAGCGGUUGCUGCCGGAAUGUAUGCUCUUCCGUCAAGGGAUCAACUUCUGGUGAAUCUCGAAGAGACCCAUCAGUCAGCAGAGAAGAAGAUGAAAAGGUACAUCCAAGCCUCACGUCCAGUUAUCGAGUACAUCGACAGGCUAUACCUUUCUAGGAACAUCUCCUUGGACUGGUGACUUGAGUCUUCAUCUAUCACAGUAGAUGUCUCCG
Messenger RNA from Pyrus x bretschneideri (Chinese white pear), 855 nucleotides. Its product is annotated as ACD11 homolog protein-like. Gene Ontology annotation, cellular component: membrane; cytosol; cytoplasm. Lineage: Eukaryota; Viridiplantae; Streptophyta; Magnoliopsida; Rosales; Rosaceae. Gene Ontology annotation, biological process: intermembrane lipid transfer; ceramide transport. Gene Ontology annotation, molecular function: ceramide 1-phosphate transfer activity; ceramide 1-phosphate binding. The coding region runs from base 126 to 821 and encodes 231 amino acids. The record is from RefSeq and is a predicted model, not a curated record. The transcript is spliced from 4 exons.